Naegleria gruberi is the source of this 1617-nucleotide messenger RNA. RefSeq lists its product as uncharacterized. Lineage: Eukaryota; Heterolobosea; Eutetramitea; Acrasida; Naegleriidae. The transcript has a single exon. The coding region runs from base 1 to 1617 and encodes 538 amino acids. The record is from RefSeq and is a predicted model, not a curated record. Gene Ontology annotation, molecular function: protein binding.
AUGAUUUUAAAAGCAAUUGAUAGAAAAAUGCCUCCACUACGUAAUAGCAAAUAUCAAAAUCCAAAACCUCGACCUUCCGUUGAAGUUUUGCAAAAGUUCGCAGAGUUGGACCAGAGAGGUGCCUCUGUGAAUGAAUAUCGAAAGGAAUUAUACGACUAUUAUUCGAAAGAGGAAUGGAAAACAUGCUAUGUGCCACAAUUAUAUGCUCCAUGGCAUGGUGAUGAUAUCUUUUCCAAAUUUUCCAAUUACACGAAAAAGAUUGAAGAAUUACUUGAUCAAGAUGAUUCCGAUUGGGAAAAUAUUGAGAAUGAUGAUCAAGAAGACGAAAAAUCAUCUAUUAGCAGCACCAAUAAUCAGCAACAAUUAUUUUCAGAUGGUAAUGAUACUACUUCAUUAAAGAGAAAGUUAGAUCUAACUUCACAAAAACAACAAUUGAAGGGAAGAUUUUCCAGUGCUAAAAAGCUCAAGUUGGAGUUGUUGAAGGCUCAAUUGCAGGAAAGAAAGGAAAAAGAGUUGCACGAUUGUUUGACUGAGAAUUUGGAAAGUCGAUUUGAAUAUUAUUGUGAACAUGAAAUUGUUAGACCUGGAAUGGAUUUCUUUGAUGAUGUUAGAGGAGGGGGACAUUCUAUCAAGCUGAUAUUUGAUUUUAAUAAGGGUUUUGAUCCGAGUGAAAAGCCAUUUGCCUACACACUUGGAGCUCACUAUUGGAAUAGAAAGUGUCCAGAGAUUUUGGCACUUGUUGAUUCAUCAAAGCAUGGAUUUGAGGCAUUUACUAACGUUGCCAAAGUGUUGAAUAUGAUUGUUGAUAUGGUUGAUAGGAAAAUAUUCUCAUUGGAGGAAGGUCUUGCAUUGAAUAGUAUUCUUCCAAUGUUCACCAAUGAUAAGUUGGUUAUGGAAAGUGUUUCCUCAGAGGAAAGAAAUGAAUACUUUGGUUAUGCUAAUUGGUUUUAUAUUAAUUUUGCUGAUAUGGACUCAUAUCCAUGUCUCAAAGUUCAAUUCUCUGUCCAAGACAUUGACGACAUUAUCGAGUAUAAUUCAGUUUCUAUCAGCAAGUCCAUCUUUGAAACUGAUGAAAAUGUUUGCAUGGUAAAGAGAGGAAUUGUUGAAGAAAUGCCUGAAAUUGUUCCAGUAUCAAUUCCUGAUCAUUCACCUCUUGGGAUUAUUCUAAAAUCUCACAAAAGUCGUGUAAUAUUGACUAAACAAGUGGUAACUCUUCACUUGGACAAUGAAGAGUUAUUCUUGAAAACAGCGGGAAUGUGUGAAGUGGAAUCAUUUAAGGAUUAUAUUGCUGCCAAUCCUCAAUUUGACAUUCUUAAGAAGCAAGCUUUCGAAUAUGCCAUGUGGAAUAAUAAGCUUGACAAUAUUCGUCAUUUAAUCUCACUGGGUUACAAUUUGAAAGGAGAUGGAAACUUACGUUCACCUCUCAUGGAUGCAGUUCAAUAUGGGUUUGAAGAGGUAGUGAAAAUUUUGGUGGAAAAUGGAGCUCCUCUGGACGACAAGGAUUGUGAAAAUUGGACAGUUCUUUCAAUUGCUUCUAAAGCUCUAUUGCAUAGUGACAUGGAGAAGGCUACAAGAAUUUUACAAUAUUUGUGGGAUGCAGGUGCUAGAAUUAUGUAA